Messenger RNA from Symbiodinium natans, 708 nucleotides. Lineage: Eukaryota; Dinophyceae; Suessiales; Symbiodiniaceae. The record is from the annotation of a GenBank genome assembly.
AUGGUGGGCAAGCCAAACUCGGAAACGGUGAAAGAGAAGAAGGUCGAACAGGCCCCGCCGGUGCUUCAGAUCCGCCACCGCGACCUCGAGCUGCCAGGUGCUGUGGCAAUCCUGCUUGAGAACUACUUCACCGUGGAGGAGUGCGAGAGAUACUUCAAGGUGCUCACCACGGAGAUCGACUGGCGAAAUCAGCAGAUCACCGUGACAAGUCAAGACAACGGCGAGCGAGUGACCGGGGAUGAGCCGCGCCGAACGCUUUUCAUGUCCGAUCCAGGCAUCUGCUACGAGUACUCUGGGCGAGAAAAUGUCGGGCAGCGGUGGCAUCCUGCUGUGUUGGAGAUCAAGAAGAAGGCAGAGGCGGCUCUGGCGGAGUGCGGCUUGCCGGAGGUAGUGUUCAACUCGGCGCAGAUGAAUCGAUACGACUUUCCUCGCCAUACGCUCGGCAUGCAUGCGGACAAUGAGCCGGACCUGGACAGGGACUCUCCGAUCGUUUCGGUCAGCUUUGGCGCGACACGAGAUUUCGUCAUUCAGGACAAGGGCGACGAGAAGCUGAAGUGGGUGGUCUCCCUGGCUGAUGGCUCCUGGUUCGUCAUGGGUGGUGCCAUGCAGCAACGAUAUCUUCAUGGUGUGCCGCACGGUAGCAUGCCGGGCACCAGGAUCAACCUGACAUUUCGAGUCUGCAUUCCGCGGACUCCGGGCCCUGCGUGA